Molecule: messenger RNA, 1645 nt
Organism: Scleropages formosus (Asian bonytongue)
Lineage: Eukaryota; Metazoa; Chordata; Actinopteri; Osteoglossiformes; Osteoglossidae
Gene: plrg1
Product: pleiotropic regulator 1
Exons: 15
Coding region: 76-1623 (515 amino acids)
Biological process (GO): mRNA splicing, via spliceosome
Cellular component (GO): precatalytic spliceosome; Prp19 complex; catalytic step 2 spliceosome
Molecular function (GO): protein binding
Source: RefSeq, a predicted model, not a curated record
UUUCCGGUUUUAUUCUAGUCGGCUCUUCGACGGCUGUGGUGUCUUUUUGCCGCGUUUGAACAGAGGGACUCAGCGAUGGUCGAGGAGGUGCAGAAACACUCUGUGCACACCCUGGUGUUCAGGUCCCUGAAGAGGACGCACGAUAUGUUCGUAUCGGAUCACGCCAAGCCUGUGUCGGUGGACGAGGAGAGCCACAAGGUGAAGAUGACUGCAAAGCUGCGCGCCGAGUACAGCGCCGUGCUGCACAUGCCCCUGCUGAAGGAGGAGAGGGACAAGGUGGCACAGCAUGUGGACAGUGCCUACGCUCAGCAGAGUUACACAGAAACUCCUGGUUUAGAUCCAGAGUACCUGAUUACUGGCACUCAUCCAUACCCCUCAGGGCCUGGAGUAGCGCUGACUGCUGAUACACAGAUUCAGAAGAUGCCCACUCAGGGUGGUGUCCAGUCGCUUGCUCUCGCCCUUCCACCGUCACAAGCAAGGCAAGAUGCCACUCGCACUGCAGCUGGUGUAGCAGACAUUCACAGGCAUGCUGGGAACGCAGAGCGAUCGCAGCCUCCACUGCACGCCAUGUCUGUAAUGGAAGCAGGGGGAACAAAGAACUCUGCAUUAAUACCAAGGAAGGCCCCCACUAUGCCCAAACCUCAGUGGCACCCUCCUUGGAAGCUGUACCGGGUUAUCAGUGGGCACCUGGGCUGGGUGAGGUGCAUUGCAGUAGAACCUGGAAACGAAUGGUUUGUUACAGGGUCAGCUGACAGAACCAUAAAGAUCUGGGACCUGGCCAGCGGGAAGCUGAAGCUGUCCCUCACAGGCCACAUCAGCACGGUGCGUGGCGUGGCUGUGAGCGGUCGUAGCCCAUAUCUCUUCUCCUGCGGAGAAGACAAGCAAGUCAAGUGCUGGGACCUUGAGUAUAACAAGGUGAUCAGGCACUACCACGGCCAUCUCAGUGCUGUCUAUGAUCUGGACCUGCACCCGACUAUUGAUGUGCUGGUCACCUGCAGCAGAGACUCCACUGCCAGGGUGUGGGAUAUCCGGACCAAGGCAAACGUACAUACCCUGUCUGGACACACAAACACUGUAGCCACGGUCAAAUGCCAGGCCGCAGAGCCCCAGAUCAUCACAGGUAGCCAUGAUACCACAAUCAGGCUGUGGGAUCUUAUUGCUGGAAAGACCAGAGCAACACUGACCAAUCACAAGAAGUCUGUCCGAGCUUUGGUAUUACAUCCACGACAAUACACUUUCGCCUCUGGUUCUCCUGACAACAUCAAACAGUGGAAGUUCCCAGAUGGGAGCUUCAUUCAGAACCUCUCUGGUCACAAUGCUAUCAUCAACACUUUGGCAGUGAACUCCGAUGGGGUGCUUGUGUCAGGAGCUGACAACGGAACCAUCCACAUGUGGGACUGGAGAACUGGUUACAACUUCCAGAGGAUUCACGCUGCUGUGCAGCCAGGUUCCCUGGAUAGUGAGUCUGGCAUCUUCGCCUGCGUUUUUGACCACUCUGAGAGCAGGCUGAUCACCGCUGAGGCUGACAAGACCAUCAAAGUCUACAGAGAGGAUGACACCGCGACUGAAGAAACUCACCCGAUCAGCUGGAAGCCUGAGAUCCUCAAGAGGAAGAGGUUUUAAGAGCUUUCCCUUUUUAUUAAAA